Sabethes cyaneus is the source of this 599-nucleotide messenger RNA. Its product is annotated as transcription initiation factor TFIID subunit 10-like. The transcript has 4 exons. NCBI's taxonomy places the organism in Eukaryota, Metazoa, Arthropoda, Insecta, Diptera, Culicidae. The record is from RefSeq and is a predicted model, not a curated record. The coding region runs from base 93 to 506 and encodes 137 amino acids. Gene Ontology annotation, cellular component: SAGA complex; transcription factor TFIID complex; nucleus. Gene Ontology annotation, biological process: transcription initiation at RNA polymerase II promoter. Gene Ontology annotation, molecular function: promoter-specific chromatin binding; RNA polymerase II general transcription initiation factor activity.
UCAUCUGUCAAAUCGUCGCCUUCGGUAAACAACAAACAUUUUCGUUUUGCUGAAUUUUAAUUCUCCGAUAGCACUGCAGCUACUGAAACGUAAUGGGUGAUAAUUUUGGAAUCCAUCGCGGGCCUCCGAAACGACAAGCCGAUGAGGAUCGUACUCAAGGUCAGAUUUUGAGCGAUUUUCUUGUGCAGCUGGAGGAUUACACCCCCACGAUUCCGGAUGCCGUCACGUCCUACUAUUUGAAUUCUGCUGGUUUCGAAGCAUCCGAUCCGAGAAUUGUUCGGCUGAUUUCCAUCGCAGCGCAAAAGUUUAUCUCGGACGUGGCCAAUGAUGCUUUGCAGCAUUGCAAAACAAGAACCAGCAACGCACCGAACACAAGCCAUGGUUCUUCGAAGAAUCAAAACGCUAAACUGGCCAAGGAUCGCAAAUAUACGCUAACCAUGGAGGAUUUGCAGCCGGCGCUGAAUGAUUACGGUAUUACCGUGCGCAAGGCGCACUAUUUCGUUUAGUAAGUUUUUUCUGCGGAAAUUUGGCAAACAAUACAGAUUUAUUCUUUGCAUAUAAUCAAACGGACGAUGUGAAUAAAUUUCCGGUCUAAAAAG